Messenger RNA from Kockovaella imperatae, 1722 nucleotides. RefSeq names its product major facilitator superfamily domain-containing protein. Gene Ontology annotation, biological process: transmembrane transport. Lineage: Eukaryota; Fungi; Basidiomycota; Tremellomycetes; Tremellales; Cuniculitremaceae. Gene Ontology annotation, molecular function: transmembrane transporter activity. The record is from RefSeq and is a predicted model, not a curated record. The transcript has 3 exons. Bases 1 to 1722 code for a protein of 573 amino acids.
AUGUUGAUAUCGGUCAAAAGCAGCUUGGAGACUACGGUGUCCUCUGGCGCUGCUGAUGAGAGCAAAGAAUCCAAAUCCGACAUCGGAAAUGAGAUUCACCUUCAACCAUCCAUCCUCGAUACCGAGCAGCUUCAACCUCAGGCUCAGGAGAUACCACUCCGGUACCGUCUCCUGGCAGUCAGUAUGAUUCUUCUCUUCGCAACUGGAUCAAGCUUUGCAGAAGCCGCUUUGUCACCUCUCAAAGCUACCAUGAUAGAAGAAUUGGGGAUCAACAACGCUCAGUAUGGAGCCAUUUCCUCCGCCUCGAGCCUCGUCAAUUCCAUCUUACCUAUCAUCGGUGGUAUAGGUAUGGAUCAUUGGGGUGCUACCUAUGCUGCUAUUCUUUCAAGCGUGUUCGUCUUACUUGGCGCUGUGAUAUCUGCACCUGCCGCCAAUACGGGCAAUUAUGAACUAUUGAUAGCUGGCAGAGUUAUCAUGGGUCUAGGCUCGACGGUGAUUGAAUCGACUCAGAAUAAGUUGUACGCACAUUGGUUUCAGGGUUCUUGGCUGGCUUGUGUAUUUGGAGUCGAUAUCGCUUGGAAUAGGAUCACGGGGAUCAUCGCUAAAGUUACGGCAGUCCCGAUGAGCAAUAUCAACGGAUGGUGGGGGUGGUCCUUGUGGAUCCCAGCCAUACUGUGUGCCUCCAAUCUCGGCUGGGUCAUGCUUUACUGGUGGUUCGAGCGGUCCAUUCCUGUCCAGUAUCGACCACCUCUUGGCAGGGACGCGAGCAAGUCUGAGAACUGGCGUCAGAGGAGAUUCGGUUUAAAGACGCUCUACCGAUUACCCAUGUUCUUCUGGGUCUUUUGCGGUUCUCAAGUCCUUCAGAACGGUGCCGUAAACGUGUAUACAUCCAAUCUCGCCGAUAUCCAGACCCGGACUCGAGGUACCUCCAAACUUGCAGCGGGUUACAACUCGUCUCUCUCCGGAAUCAUCCCAAUCGUCUUGACGCCCCUUGUUGGAGCAUUCUUCGAUCGUUGGGGAUGGCGGAUGAUCAUCGUCUCCUGGACAGCCAUCCUGUACAUCACGGUCUUCAUCUUGAUUGGCUUGACAAAAGUCCAUCCACUCUGCCCCAUUCUAAUCUCCUCAUUCGCACUCAGUAGCGGUGCUCUUCCAUUCCUCGCUUCGAUACCCAUUCUGGUCGGUGAUGAUGCCCUCCUUGGGACAGCAUUCGGAGUAUGGAAAGCUUUCCAAAAUACAAACUCGGUCCUUCUCGAAGUCGCUGCAGGUGCUAUCCAGGACCGUUCCCAGGAUAACUCGUACAACAAUGUCAUCUACUUGAUCGUCGCUAUCAAGUGUCUCGAGGUGAUCCUUGGGCCAGUGUACGAUGUGUUGGAUGGUAGGUGGCUAGGUCAUUCGUUGAGAAUGCCGGAAAAGAAGAGAAUCCGAUUCAGAACGGACAUCAAGGCUCAGGGAGAUCCCUUGAUUGGAUGGCGGUCCGAUCGAACAGCUUUUACUAUCGUCAUUGCAGAGCUUUCCGUCGCUAUUGUUGCAGCUUGGGUGGUAAGUCCCAAUCACGAGUCAGUUCGGCACGCCUCUGACAUUCUUCCAGGUCUACAUCGUGUAUUCCAUGCCACGAUAGCGGUAUUUCAGUAUUCCCGAAUCAUAAGCGGAAAUCAGCAUGCAGACCGUGGCGAAGAAGGCUCCAUCAGGGACCAGGAUGUCUUGUUUCUAGAAUUGUGUUGA